Molecule: messenger RNA, 1432 nt
Organism: Racocetra fulgida
Lineage: Eukaryota; Fungi; Glomeromycota; Glomeromycetes; Diversisporales; Gigasporaceae
Source: the annotation of a GenBank genome assembly
AUGGAACAUGUUCUUAAUCUUUUAGAAAAACGAACCAAAAAAUGUCCCAAUACAAUAUGUCGAUGUGAAAAUAAAUUAGAAAACAUUGAAGAUUGUAACAAAUGUAUAAACAAUGCAAGAUGUAAGGUAGAAGAAUUCCCGAUCAUAUGUAAUGAUUGUCUUCAUGAUGUAUUAGAAAGAGAGUUUGCUAACUGGUCAAGUGAAAAUUUACUAAUUGAUAAAUUUAUUCGAAGAGCACAGCGGUCAUUGUCUUAUAUUAAGUACCCUGAAUGGAUUCCAUAUAAUUUUUUCACCGAAAUAAAAUAUAUUAAUAAAGGCGAACUUGGUGCAGUGAUUUCUGCAAAAUGGAGCCAAGGUGUCAAAAUCAUGCAAAGUUCUAAUGAUGAACGUUAUUACAUUCGAUCAAAAAGCUGUGCAUUUCCUGAAUGGAUUCCGUAUGACUCUUUAACUGAAAUAAAAUUUAUUAAUAGAGGUGGAUUCGGUGCUGUAUAUUCUGCAAAAUGGGUUAGGGGAGUAAAAUGUUUGUCCAUGAUAGACGGAGACAAAUAUUAUACUCGAUCUGAUUCAUGUACUGUUGCAAUAAAGCAAUUAAAAAGUGAAAAAGACUCCAUUCAUCUUUUUCUUAAGGAGAUUCAAGCUCAAUUUAAUUGUUGUCAUUUAUACGGCGUAACUAAAGACCCUUCAACAUCACAAUACAUGUUCAUAAUGCGUUAUGCACCACAAGGGGAUCUUCGACGAUUCUUGCAGAAAAAUUUUGAUAAACUAACCCUAGACAAUAAGUUAAACAUAGCACAGUCUAUAUGUUUAGAACUUCAAAAUAUUCAUGCUAAAGGUUGGGUACAUGGUGACCUUCAUUCUGGAAAUAUUUUAUUAUUAAAUGAAGAAGAUGUCUUUAUUUCAGAUUUUGGAUUAUGUCGACCGAUUAAUGAAACGAAGAUGCCUGAAAAAAAAAUUUAUGGAGUCAUACCAAAUAUUGCACCAGAGAUACUUCUUUUUCAAUCUCCGUAUUCUCAGGCAGGAGACAUUUAUAGUUUAGGUAUUAUUUUAUGGGAAUUGGCUUGUGGAAUUCCGGCGUUUUCAAAUAGGGCACAUUGUGUAAACUUAAUAUCAGAUAUUUGUAACGGUCUUCGACCAACAACAUGUCAUUUUGCACCUCCAACUUAUAAUGAUCUGCUAAAGAGGUGUUGGGUUCAAAAUCCUUUAGAACGACCGACUAUAAACUUAGUAUUAGAUUCUAUCAAACUAUUAUGUACAUAUUUAAGAUAUACUUACGAAGGGCGUCUUUCGAGGCAUUCUGAUGAGGGGAAUCGUUGGGCUCAAAAAAGAUUUAAAUUUGUAUCAUUGUCCGGUCAUAUAGAGGAAAUGACACUUGAUGAAUAUAGAUCUAAAAAUCCAGGUAAAUUUGAGAGAUUAGAACAAGGAUUAAAAGAUG